GGCGCUUCCCAGAGCCCGGCAGCCGGAGCCCAGCGGGUGCGAGUGACACCGGAGGGCAUCCGGCGCGUGCGCGGUGAGUCCAGCCCGGCGACAGGAUGCCGCCAGGAGGGCUGCGGGGAAACAGCUGCUGGACAGAUGAGAACCUGUGGACAUGGCUGACUUUGGAGCAGAUGAGGCCUCUUCCAAGGCAGAGAAUCCUGUGCAGGAAAGCCAGGGCGCGGAGGACAGAUCGCUGCUCCAUCAGAGGCUGGCCAUCAGAGAGCUCAUUGACACAGAAGCCUCCUACUUGCACACGCUGCGACUCUGUGCCUCUGACAUCAGAAGCCACCUACAGCAGCUGCCACCAGGAGAUCUGGACAUCCUGUUCUCAAACAUCGAUGACAUCAUCCAAGUGAGCAGCAGAUUCCUUCCAGGGCUGCAGGAGACAGCCCGCAGGGAAGAGGAGCAAGCGCACCUGAUUGGUAACUUAUUCCUGGAAUUCCAAGAGGAGUUUGAACAAGUCUAUAAAGUCUACUGUGCCAACUAUGACCAGGCCCUGCUGCUGGUCAAGGCGUACCAGAAGGAGCCAGAACUGCAGAAGGAGAUCCAGGGCAUCAUCGAAGCUGCCGUGCCACAAGCUGGACCUUCGGGUCUCAGUUUCUUACUUGUGAUCCCUCUGCAGAGGAUUACCAAGUACCCCCUCCUGCUGCAGAAAAUCCUGGAGAACACACCUGCGGAUGCCAGCACCCACCCUGUCCUUCAGAGAGCCACCUCUGCCCUCCAGGAUGUGAACAGCAAUAUCAACGAAUACAAGAUGCGCAAGGAAGUGGCCUUAAAGUAUACCAAAGUGGAGCAGCUGAGCCUUCGGGAGCGGCUGGCCCGCAUCAACACGCAUACUCUUUCCAAGAAGACCACCAGACUGAGCCAGCUGCUGAAGCAGGAGGCGGGGCUCGUAUCCCGGACCGAAGACAAGGAAUUUGAUGACCUGGAGGAGAGAUUCCAGUGGGUGUCUCUGUGCGUGACGGAGCUGAGGAGCAAUGUGGUGGCUUACAUGGAUAAUCUGGAGGCUUUCCUCAGCUUCCGGCCACACGAACAGAGCCUGGAUAUCCCUGGGGGACCUGCGGAACAGUACUGCAGCCUAGCGAGGGACCUUCAGCUCCAUGCCUUCCUGCAGUUUAAGCAACGGUUGAGAGGCCUAGUGUGGCAACCAUUGUGCAGUCUGGCCAGAGCCCUGGCUGGCCCUCAGAACUUGAUCAAGAAGCGUCUGGACAAACUCCUGGACUUUGAUCGAGUAGAAGAGAAGCUGUUGGAUGUGGGCAGCAUGACCUACGAGGAGGAGGCAGCCCGGCACGAAUACCAGGCGCUCAACUCCUUACUAGUGGCCGAGCUCCCACAGUUUAACCAACUAGUCAUGCAGUGGCUGGGUCAGAUCCUGUGCACGUUUGUGGUCCUCCAGAGAGAACUCGCCGAUCAAGUGCUACGAAGGGCAGAGAGCAGCAUGGCCCUGCUGCCUCAUCACCAUGUCUCAGAGCUGGACUUCCGGAAGCUGCUGGAGCACACACUAGGCCAGAGCAGCAGUCAGCUCCGCCUCUUUCAGGAGAACUUUGAGAAGGUGCUUCCAUCCUCCACCACUCAGACACUCCUUCCAGGGUCUGAACACCAGAUGCAGGCUCUCCUUACCAGAUAUGGCCCCGAGAAGCUAUACCAGGUGACAAGCAACAUCAACGGGACUGGGACUCUGGACCUGACCCUGCUGCGGGGCCAAAUCGUGGCCCUUCUACAAAACAAGGAUACCAAAGGCAACAGCAGUCGCUGGCUGGUAGACACAGGGGGACACCGGGGCUAUGUGCCAGCUGGAAAACUUCAGUCAUACCACCCCAUCGUUCCCAGUGAGAAGGAGCUCAGAGGCCAGGCAGAGAUGCAUGAAGACUCCUGGCUUCCAGCCCCAGAGCCCACCCAGCUCUCUGUUCCUGCUGUCCCAACCAUGAGUCAGGUGGUGGCAGCGUACCCUUUUGUGGCCAGGAGCCCCCACGAGCUGAGUCUACAGGCAGGCCAGCCUGUGACCAUCCUAGAGGCCCAAGACAAGAAGGGGAACCCAGAAUGGAGCCUGGUGGAAGCAAACGGACAGAGGGGCUAUGUGCCUUCCAACUUUCUGGCCAGGACCCCGAGCCCAACUCCCUGGGGCUGGAAUCUUCCCUCUUAGCAUGCCCUCUUUGGAACCCCCAUUCCUAAAGACUUAAAGGGUGUGUGACCUAGGGGGCAUGGCGCAAAGCACAGUGGGAAUGGGAUCAGCGCAAAAGGCACCCAGAAGUCAGCAGUUGAAGUAGUGACUAGGCCUUACAGAAUGCCUGGUGUGGGAGGCCACAGUGGGUGUUUCAGCAGUGCCACUCUGGUCUGCAUAAAGACCUGCAUGAUUAGCUAGGGCUUGCCACAGCUCGAAGCUCAUCCUACCUCUUCCGUCUCUCAUGUCUAGGAUGAAUGUUGCCUGUGUUAGUCGCAGGCAGGGCAUCUCUGAAGAAGACCAGACCUGCCUGGCUCGGUAGUACACUUCCCACAGCGUUGCCAGGAAACACCACGGCUCACCAGUCAUCUUUUCUUUCUUGCUGCUUUGAGUUACCGUGAACAGUGAAUUGUGGCGAGUCUUGCUCAAGGGGAAGCCACGGGCCUAGGUUCUAAGGAGAUCCUCUGCUGGGUCUGGGAAUGGGUGUGGUCUCUGCACAGGCCUGGACUGUGUGCACAAACUCGGAGGUGGUUCCAGGGAAGAGGGGGAAUUUGAGGGUGGAUCAGUGGGUGUGCGAGGCUGAUUGCAAAGGUCUAGACUCUGUUUUCUUCAGACUAGGAGACAAAGGAACUUGGCAGUCAAUGCUGGUGGAGCUCUGUGGGACAGGUGACUACUGGCCUGGUGCACUGGGUAGGCGAGGGAGAGUGUGAUUUCCUGGUUCUGGGUAGAAGAACCAGGGGGACACAGGUGGCCUAGGUUUGCCUCUGAGGCCCUGGAAGCUGAGGUUACCGGGAGCUGAGGUUGGGUAGAUGUGAGGUCUAAGACGUAGGACACAAUUGCACCUUUCCACCUAGGAGAAUAACCAAGUCGUGGGACGUGGUAACGAUGAAUGUCACGAGGCUGAAGAUCCUUGUCAACCAGGAAGCAUGACACUAACCAAAAGACCAUUAGUGGUGUCAGGAUGGCACAGCCAUUGGCUGGCUUGGGUUAGCAGAGUAAAGCAGUCCUGUGCCACCCCUCAUGCCCAAGCCAACAGUGUCCUUUUCCUUAAGCCCAGGCUCUGACUCCAGGCCCAGUCAGCAUGGAUUAACAAUAGACACACUUCAAGACAUGCCCUGUUAGGGGAUUUUGUUUUGUGUGGACAUCAUGGAGUGUGCAAACUAGCCAGGUUAUGACAUCACUAGGUGAUAUAAUCUCAUGGGACUAUGUCAUACACACAGAUGUUGUCUGCAGCUGGCUGUUGCCUGGCACGUGACAUUGAAUACAAUCUGGGUAGCCAAAGACCCGAUGCCUAGUACUUAGCAAGUCAUUUCUCAAAUCUGAAAGCAGAAACCCCUCAAAGUAGAGCCCAUUCCAGGUUGACAGGCCUACAGGGGCAGUGUUGGGUGUAGUCACUGCUGGGCAAUGUCCCUAGGCUGUUGCUUUAGGUCAAGAGUCAUUGGAAGAUCCCAAGACAGUGAAGAGGGUGAUCCACUGUGAUCUCUAUACAAUUGACAACUUUGGAAUUGACCUUCUUGAGAGACAGAGCGUAAAACAGGUGGCUACUUCAGCGUUUUCAAGACUACAUCUGCUUUUCCAACUCAAGUGCCUGUUUGUUAACUUUGGCUUCUGAAGGGCUCUUGAGAAAGACAUCCUUGCCUGUUGGGCUUGUUAAAGCCCCAACACUGUGAUGCAAGAGCAAGACUCUGCUCCCCCCCAGCUCCUUUCCCAACCUCAGGUUCGCCCACAAGAUGUUCACAGCUCACUUUCCUCUCUGUUUCCUUCUCGGGCUUCAGAUCAAAGUGGGAAGCACAGACAAACAGAUGAUAAAGCAGGAACGGGACCUGCAGCUUCCCCCGGUUUUUACUGACAGGUCAUUAUGAAACUGAGACUCUCUGGCUUGGGGUCCUUAGCAUGGCCUUUUGGUCACUGCUGCAAUGACCUGGGGUAGCUCUAAACUGAGCCCACCUAAAGAGAGCUGAUGUCAUUGAUCCGGGCAUGGUCAUGGCCUUAGGCUUCAGGAAGCUAACCAGGUGAUCUCACAUACAGCCACGCUGAGGACCUCUGCCCUUGACAUGCAGAGGUAACCAGCUAGACCUGGUCAGAGGUGGGAAAGGAUAAGCUAAGUUAUGCCAUCCCUGAGCCUUGUACUGGCUAUCUAAGCGGGAUGCUUUAGAAGCAGUUUGUGGUAGAACAGCCUCUUCUGUCAGGUCCCAGAAUAUAUAUUUAUGAAGUGCCAUUAAAGGGGACCUGAACAAAAUUGGAUAUUCUUGUAGGCAUAAGGGAGAAAAAUUAAAUAGACUUUGAACUAAGGCUAUCUCAUGAAGGAGAAAUAAAAAUGUAGUCAGUACAUGUGGGUUGUAGUUUCUCAGACCAGGGGAGUGAGAUUAAAAUCACUGGAGAGUGAGAGAGAGCUUAAUGAGAGGAUGCAGUGUGGCCUGGAUUUUCUCCAAGGAACUCUGUGUAAUGUGCCUUUUUACCCCCAAUGCCUAGAGUUGUUGCACUGUGUCUUAUUUAUUUCACUCUUGGGCUGUCACAUGCAGACUCACAACAGAGAAUUGCCUAAGAAUGGAACAGAGUUCCCAGGAGUCGGAGGGAGGAAUGGUUCGCAUGGUAUCGCCCUGCCACUCAAAGGGAAGUGGGAACUCUUUAACCCUUUGAGCUCCAGCUUCGUUUAGGAUACAAGGAGAUGACUGUAUUACCCAAGGGAAGAGGAGUGAAUUCUUGAGUCACGUGAUGAGCAUGAUGUGAAGUACUGGCAAUAAAGGACUUAGUAUGACUCCAGCCAUUGGCUAGUAUACCAUUCAUUCACCGUUCUUGCUAGAUAUGAAAUGGCACCUUGUUCAUUCAUAUGUUUAUUUGAGUGUCUACUAAAUACCCUUGAUGUCUCCAAGAUUUGGGCCUAGAUGCUGGGGAUAUAGCAAGACAUCAGACAGAUGGAGACAUCAGAUAUAUGGACUGUGCCAUUUUUUGAGCCCACAGUCAGGGCAGGGAGGCAGACAAGUCGGCACUCAGUUCUGUGAGUGUGUCAGAGUAGUGCAGAAGCUGGAGCCCAGGAGAGGUGUUGACCUCUGACCUGGACUUGGCAAGCAAGGAACGCUUCCCAAAGGAGGUGAUAGAUGACCUCUGACGC
Messenger RNA from Mus pahari (shrew mouse), 5312 nucleotides. It is a transcript of the gene Arhgef37, whose product is annotated as Rho guanine nucleotide exchange factor 37. The record is from RefSeq and is a predicted model, not a curated record. Lineage: Eukaryota; Metazoa; Chordata; Mammalia; Rodentia; Muridae. Bases 152 to 2182 code for a protein of 676 amino acids. Gene Ontology annotation, cellular component: cytoplasm. Gene Ontology annotation, molecular function: protein binding; guanyl-nucleotide exchange factor activity. The transcript is spliced from 13 exons.